CCGUACAGCUGUGAAGAGUGUGGGACAACUUUCACUCAAUCAGGUGAUCUACAAAAACAUCAACUUCACACAGGAGAAAAACCUUACAGCUGUGAAGAGUGUGGGACAACUUUCACUACAUCAAGUAAUCUCAAAAUACAUCAACAUAUUCACACGGGAGAAAAACCGUACAGCUGUGAAGAGUGUGGGACAACUUUCAGUACAUCAGGUGAUCUACAAAAACAUCACCGUAUUCAUACUGGAGAAAAACCGUACUGGUGUGAAGAGUGUGGGAAAACGUUCACUCAAUCAAGUGCUCUCAAAUCACAUCACCGUAUUCAUACUGGAGAAAAACCGUACAGCUGUGAAGAGUGUGGGAAAACGUUCACUUCAUCAAGUGCUCUCAAAUCACAUCACCGUAUUCAUACUGGAGAAAAACCGUACUGGUGUGAAGAGUGUGGGAAAACGUUCACUACAUCAAGUGCUCUCAAAUCACAUCUUCGUGUUCACACAGGAGAAAAACCAUAGUGGUUUUAAGAGUGUAGGAGCUGCAAUUAAGCAUAUUUAGUUUUUUUUCACAGUUUACAAUAAACGAUUCCCAUCUAUAGAGUGGCGAAGUCACGCCCAUCUACUUCCGCUCGAUGGGACCUUAUUUCGGAAAAAUAAUGUAUUGAAGUCAAUGGAGAGAGAAAACUUAUCUUUCGAUCCUGUUUGAAUAGUGCCAUGAAUUACACAUAUGAUGUUUGUCAAUCUUAAAAAAUAAAUUCCAUGUCAAAAAAGUCACAGUUGAAAUAAGACUAUGAAAAAUACGCAACUACAAAGAUUACUAAUCCCAGAUUGUGAUGUCACAAUCGUUUUCCUCCACCAAUGGCGCGUUUCCACUGCAGCGGGUAGCUCACUUUAAGCGCGCCGAGCCGUGCGGGGCCCGUUUUUGGUUGCGUUUCCACUUGGCCUAGUUUUGGCCAGAGGCUACUUUUUCACCUUUUUUCUGGCCCGACUAAAUCGUGGUUCUAUCGAGGCCAACAAGCGGGGCCAACAACCGGGCGGAAUAUGCUAAACUACUGACGACUGCUGAUUGGUCAGAGAGAAUCGUCACAAUUCUCGCGUGACUUAGUGUCGCAUAUAUUAAGGGACGCUUGCAGCAUUUGUGUAAACCUAAGAAAAUGGCAAAGAAAAACAUACCGUGGUCGAUUGACGAAGUUGCGACGUUCCUCCAGAUGAUAAAAUCCAGCGGGAGCUCGACGGCACAACUCGCAACCUAAACGUUUUUCAGGAGGUCUCUGCACUGUUGUCCGAGCGCGGAUUCUCAAGGACUUUCCAGCAGUAUAGGGAAAAACUGAAAAAGCUUAAGAGUGAGUAUAGAGCCGUGAAGGACCACAACGGCCGGAGUGGUUCAGAUAGGAAAAGCUGGAAGUGGUUCGACCUGUUGGACGCUAUUUAUGGCCAUAGACCGGCCAACGUUGGGAGGGAGGGAGGCCUGGACUCUGCAACCGCGUUACUGGAGUCCCUGCAUGAUGAUGCCAUUGGGACUAGUGAGGAGGAACAGUCCCGAACAACGGGUGGUGGCAGUGUUCCGUCCUCAACAUCAUCAGAACACUCCUAAACUCGACCACAGACACCAGUCGAAGAACCGACACCAACGCCGAGUGCCAUCACGACACCGCAGCGUGUCUAAACUUUAGAUCAUCCAUCGUCAUUAAGCAAGAGGAAACGAGGAGGAGACGAGCGCCUUGCACAGCAGGCACGGCACCAUGAACAGAGCCUGGCCCAGGUGGAUCGGCACUGGCAGCUGACCAUGGAGGCUGUUGCCCGGGCGAGGGAGGAGGAAAUGGCCUUGAGAAGGGAGGAGAACGCUCAAACUCAUGCGUUUAACCUGGCCUUCCUGCGCACUCUCGGCCAGGUUCUAGGGGGCAGCCGACGUGGCCCGUCUCCUCAGGAAGACGAACCACCUCUGUAAUUUUAAUAUUAUAAUAAUAAUAAUUCAUUUAUUUUAUAUAGGCGCCUUUCAAGGCUCUCAAGGUCGCCGUACAAACACAUAAAAAAACAAGAUACACAAUACCUAACACCAGCAUAAGAAACACAAACAAGACAAUGCAACAAAUCAAAUAAAUAAAACAGAGGAUGUGUGAUGGAUAAUGAUCAGGGUGGAUAUGCGAGUGUGAAGAGAUAUG
This is a messenger RNA of Gymnodraco acuticeps, 2150 nucleotides long. Its product is annotated as zinc finger protein 679-like. The record is from RefSeq and is a predicted model, not a curated record. NCBI's taxonomy places the organism in Eukaryota, Metazoa, Chordata, Actinopteri, Perciformes, Bathydraconidae. Gene Ontology annotation, molecular function: DNA-binding transcription factor activity, RNA polymerase II-specific; RNA polymerase II cis-regulatory region sequence-specific DNA binding. Gene Ontology annotation, biological process: regulation of transcription by RNA polymerase II.